Molecule: messenger RNA, 1653 nt
Organism: Tarenaya hassleriana
Lineage: Eukaryota; Viridiplantae; Streptophyta; Magnoliopsida; Brassicales; Cleomaceae
Exons: 6
Coding region: 98-1369 (423 amino acids)
Source: RefSeq, a predicted model, not a curated record
CUCAAUUUCAGUAAAAAAAAAUCCUCAGAAGCCCACUUCUGCUCCGAGCGCGCGAGAGAGAGAGAGAGAGAGAGAGAGAGAGAGGAGAAGAGUGGAAAUGGGUGUGGAUUUGAGGCAAGUGGUUGCUGGAAUUCUUACCAUUACCAUGUUUGUGAUGCUCGGAAAGAUGCUUCAUAGAGAUUACUUUGAUUCCGAUCAGGAGAAAUUCUCAGGAGAAGAACACGGUAUCGAAUUCGGGGGAUCCAAGGUUUCCGUAAAAGACGGCCUUGUGCGCUCCAUUGGGGGAGGCAAAGGGCCUUGGAUAGAGAACAUCCAUGAACUUAAGCCUUGUUGGACAGCAUCAUCUACAUCUGAUGAUGUGUCAUCGUCGAAAGGGUAUGUUACAUUCUCGCUCACAAAUGGCCCCGAAUACCAUGUUUCUCAGAUUACUGAUGUUGUAAUGGUGGCAAAGCAUAUUGGGGCAACUCUUGUACUUCCGGACAUUAGAGGAAGCAAACCCGGAGACGAAAGGAACUUCGAAGAUAUAUAUGACGCUGACAAGUUCAUUAGAAACCUGGAAGGUGUUGUCAAAGUCGUAAAGCAAUUGCCCGAAGAGAUAUCUCUCAGGAAUAUGGCCAUUGUGAAGGUUCCUACCCGGGUAUCCAAAGAUUACAUCAAGGAAAGCAUCGAACCCAUCUUCAGAUCAAAGGGAAACAUAAGAGUUGCAACCUAUUUCCCUUCUGUAAAUUUGAGAAAAUCUUCACAGGACGGUGAAACCGAUCCCGUGGCAUGUUUGGCAAUGUUUGGAUCAUUGGAGUUGCAGCCCGAAGUGAACAAAGUGGUGGAAUCAAUGGUGGAGAGGCUGAAAACACUGAGCCGGAAAUCGGGUGGCCGGUUCAUAGCCGUAGACCUAAGGCUCGAGAUUCUUGAAAAGAAAAACUGCCAUGAAACCUCCAUUGCAAAGUCCAAAACCUGUUAUGACUCACAAGAGAUAGCUGUGUUCUUGAGGAAAAUCGGGUUCAAUACUGACACUACGAUCUAUCUCACCCAGCCAAGAUGGAACAGUAGUCUCAAUAUCCUCAAGGAUAUCUUCCCGAAAACAUAUACAAAGGAAUCGAUAAUACCAGGAGAUAAGAAAUCAAAGUACUUGGAAUCAGCGAAUUCAGAGUAUGAAAAAGUUAUCGAUUUCUACAUAAGCUCGAGAAGUGAUGUGUUUGUCCCAGCAAUAUCGGGUCUGUUUUACGCCAACACGGUUGGAAAAAGAAUAGCUUUAAACAAGAAUCAAGUCCUCAUUCCAGCCGAAAUCGCUGGAACUUCUGCUCUUGCAACUGAUUUCAUCUCUCCUUACAUCUGGAAGAAGAAUCACUUGGCUUAUUCAUGCUUCUGCUAAAACUGCAAAUUCAGGAUGGUCUUGAAAGCAUAAAUGAAUCAAAUGGGCCUUCUCUCCAAAGCGUAAGCGAUUCAAUUACCGGCGUUUUCUCGAUAUAAAGUUCGUUUUCGAGAGGGGAGUGAUUAGUCUUGGCCUCCGUGUAGGAAAGAAAAAAAAACUAUGUUGAGGUUACAGAUUGAGAUUUGUUGGCUUAUAGCUUUCUGCAUCCUUUUAGUUACAAAUACUUCAAAUGUUUGCAAGUUCAAGUUCUGAUGAUGAGGUUAUUCAGAGUUUUUUCACUUCAA